Lottia gigantea (owl limpet) is the source of this 1086-nucleotide messenger RNA. RefSeq lists its product as hypothetical. The coding region runs from base 1 to 1086 and encodes 361 amino acids. The record is from RefSeq and is a predicted model, not a curated record. NCBI's taxonomy places the organism in Eukaryota, Metazoa, Mollusca, Gastropoda, Lottiidae. The transcript has a single exon.
AUGACAUAUCAACUACGCCUUGGCGAUAGAAAAUACAGCAGAAGAUUUCAUACCAACUCCGUGUAUUUGAACGUUGACUUUACGCAGAAUUGGCAUCAUGUUUUACCAGCAGAGGUUCCUCAACAGUUGGAUAUUACUUUUAACCAAAUUAUCCGGGACAUUGGAAACUAUUUGAGUUGCGACCCAGACGACCAAGUGAGAUUUGGCGUGUCACACCCAGGACUGAAAUCACCAGCGUGGAUUCCAUUCAACAAAUGGUCGGGGAUAAGAGCUCAAGAUAUUUUGAACCCCGUGGCAAGAAUUUUACAGUCGAACGAGCAAUUCAGAUUAGACGAACGAAUGACACUACAUGUGUGUCACGUGAGUGUUCCAAAAGGAGAUGGUCAAGGCAAGUAUCUAUUAAAACGAGAAUCAUUAUCACUCGAGGAUUAUUUAAAGAGAAAGAGGGCGCUCGUAGUGGUCAAAAACAAAGAUAAUUUAUGCUUUCAACGAGCAAUUGUCAUCGCCAAACACUACGCCAACAAAAACGACACACCAGAAUGGGAAGCAGAAAGGAAUAAGUUAGUAAGGAUCUCAGGACCUUACAGUUGGCAGACGAAAUGCACCAAACGAUUGAUUGAACAAGUUGAUGGACGUGCUGAAGCUUGCCAAGGACAGGAAACGUGGGAGUUGUACCAAAGGACCCUCGGACAACAAGGCUACCAACUGUUUGUGUAUUCUAGACUCCUAUUUGGAAAAUUAUUGUACAAAGGCAAAGUUUCCGGUACCCCUAAAAACUUCAUCUCUACCAUCACGACCACCAUUAUGACGUCAUUACUUCAAUGCCUGCCUUUCCAGAGAAAAAUUAUUAUUGCGACUUGUGUGGAAAAGGUUAUGAGCAUAUCGAGACACACACGUUUCAGCGUAUGCAAUGGUUGUCGCCGACCCGGCAAAGAUUGCCCCACUGAUACACCUCGAUCCUGUUUAGAAUGUCAUCGAACUUUUUUCAGUGAGGAAUGUUUUAAAGCUCACAAGACUGGAACCACCCUCAACGCCAUCACCACCUGUAACAAAUGGAAACAAUGCACCAAAUGUUGUAAGGAAUGA